Pistacia vera is the source of this 1046-nucleotide messenger RNA. Its product is annotated as 40S ribosomal protein S3-3-like. Gene Ontology annotation, cellular component: nucleus; cytosolic small ribosomal subunit. The record is from RefSeq and is a predicted model, not a curated record. The transcript has 6 exons. The coding region runs from base 131 to 847 and encodes 238 amino acids. Gene Ontology annotation, biological process: translation. Lineage: Eukaryota; Viridiplantae; Streptophyta; Magnoliopsida; Sapindales; Anacardiaceae. Gene Ontology annotation, molecular function: structural constituent of ribosome; RNA binding.
UAAUCCAUAUAACCCAUCCCUAUAACUCGCAAACCCCUUUAAGAAUUAGGGUCUGCAGAGUUUGCACAGGAGCCAGCCACCUUGCUCACUCACUGAGAUCUAAUCUCUGCAACUCAACAAAACAAACAACAUGGCAACUCAAAUCAGCAAGAAGCGAAAGUUUGUGGCCGAUGGAGUAUUUUUCGCCGAGUUGAACGAGGUAUUGACUAGAGAGCUGGCAGAGGACGGCUACUCUGGUGUAGAGGUCAGGGUAACUCCCAUGCGCACCGAGAUCAUCAUCCGAGCCACUCGCACCCAGAACGUUCUCGGUGAGAAAGGAAGGAGGAUUAGAGAGCUUACCUCAGUGGUGCAGAAGCGUUUUAAGUUCCCAGAGAACAGCGUGGAGCUUUACGCUGAGAAAGUCAACAACAGAGGACUCUGUGCUAUUGCACAGGCCGAGUCUCUCCGCUACAAGCUCCUUGGUGGCCUUGCUGUUCGCAGGGCUUGCUAUGGUGUAUUGAGGUUCAUCAUGGAAAGCGGAGCCAAGGGUUGUGAGGUUAUUGUCAGCGGGAAGUUGAGGGCACAGCGUGCCAAAUCAAUGAAGUUCAAGGAUGGAUACAUGAUCUCUUCCGGUCAGCCAGUCAACGAGUAUAUUGAUUCUGCUGUGAGACAUGUUCUUUUGAGACAGGGUGUACUUGGUAUCAAGGUUAAGAUCAUGCUUGAUUGGGAUCCUAAGGGAAAGCAAGGCCCUACUACCCCUCUACCCGAUCUUGUCACUAUCCAUCCUCCCAAGGAUGAAGAGGAAUAUGUCAGACCAUCAAUGGUUGCGACUGAUAUCGAGGUCCCAGUCCAACUCCCAGUGGCUUAAGGCUGAAAUGUUAUUCAUGUGAAAUCUCUAGGAUUGGGAGUGCUUAAGCAGUUCUUUUUGUUUCUAAUGAAGGAUGGCAUAGACUUGAGCUGGUUUUUAUUUUAUUUUAUUUUUUUAAAUUUUCUCAAAUUUUGAUGAUACUGUAGUCGUUAGUAUUGUUUAAGAUUUCUUUAUUAUGAGCAGAUGUUUUGAUUUUGCA